GCGAGGAAGGAAGGUCAACUGGAUUCCCCUUCUCUGGCUCCUGCAACCGGAAUCCCCGCCCGAGGGAGGGCCGGAGACCCGGAGAAACGGAGACCGAGAGACGGACUCCGGGCCGCCCACGUCCAAGGGGAGAGUGGCGAGGCUCCCAGGCCAGCCGCCCUCAAUCUGCCUUUCCUGGGUCGGGGUUCGCGGGAAGCGAGGAGUGGGGCGGAGGGCCUGGGCGCCCCCGAGCUUCCCGCCCGCGCAGGGUCGUCUGGUCGCCGGCGGGCGCUGGAGGAAGGCGAGCGGGCGGGCGUCGCCCGGACCAGGAGGGGGCGCUCGAGAGAAGCAGUGAACGCCCAGCCCCGACCCCUGGAGCCUCCUGGCCGUCGGCCCGCCCACCCCAGCUGACGCCCUGUCUCAGGACCCCAAUCCACCCGGUCCCCGUUUCAGACUCAGCGCAGCGGCAGUGCGGCCCACCAAGGGCAGAGGGACUCCGUUCUGGACCUGCCUCUCACAAAGGAUCAGCACGCGAGGACAAAGUAUAGGACCGAGGUCUCCCACGCUGCAGCCACCUUGCCCAGAUCAGGCCUCUGCUGAUCCUGAUGUGAUGCCGCCUCCCUGGUCCUCCUCCUUGGAAACUUGUGCAAAGAGCUACGGCCAUUCCAUGGCCAGAAGAUGGAGGCACCAAGAUUUGGACGCACCCAACAGUGGCAGCAGCAUGAGUGCCCCCCAGCCCGCCGUGCCAGAGCUGAGCCCAGCUGAGGAGGCUGGAGGCCUGGCAGGAAAGGCCAUGGUGGGUGCCAGGGAGAAGGGCCCUCGGAUGGGCCAGCGGCUGCCCUCAAUCGUGGUGGAGCCCAGCGAGGCGGGUGCCGUGGAGAGUGGGGAGCUGCGUUGGCCUCCGGAGGGCGCCCAGAGGGGGUCCGCCCAGAGCCAGGCUGCUGCCGCCUCCUCACUGCAUCUGCCGGGAGCACCAGGGAACGUCCCAGACGACACUGGCAACAAGUGUGCCAGCUCUGAGGACCAGUGCCCCUGCACCCAGUGAUGGGACAAGGACAUGGCCAGAUUCUGCUAUCCCUGGGCUCUGACAGCUGAGAGGGCCUCAGCCCC
Molecule: messenger RNA, 1089 nt
Organism: Balaenoptera musculus (blue whale)
Lineage: Eukaryota; Metazoa; Chordata; Mammalia; Artiodactyla; Balaenopteridae
Gene: LBHD2
Product: LBH domain containing 2
Exons: 6
Coding region: 590-1024 (144 amino acids)
Source: RefSeq, a predicted model, not a curated record